GUUCAGUUGAUGCGCGUUGCAUUAAGUUAUUUCACCAUUGCAAUAAGUUAAAAAAAUGGUUGAUGAAAAUAUACCAAAAUCAGAUGUUUAUUCUGACCCAUGGAAUGCUAUUGCUGCCUGGUUUCUUGGACCACGUGCAGAAAAUAGAGAAUCUCUUAAUCGCCUUGUAUUAAGCACAUUAAAUUUUUAUGAAGAUUGCAGAGAGAGUUAUUAUCCUGCUGAUCCAUGUUACAUCACCGAAGAAGUCAAAGCAUCUCCUGGAUUUCGCGGUGAAUUAAAAGAUUUAGAAAAAAAGUUAGGAGAACUUAAUGAUGAAUUGGCGGACUCCAUCCCUUUCUAUAGUACAAGAUACCAGGGGCAUAUGACAGCAGAAACAACAAUACGAGCUACUCUUGGGUAUUUUGUUGGAAUGUUAUGGAAUCAAAAUAAUGUUGAUUCAUCAGCAUCUCCUGUAACUACUCAAAUGGAAAUUUUAGUGGGAAAACAUUUAUGUGAUCUUAUACAAUUUUCACAAAAUAACCCUACGUCAUGGGCACACAUAACUAGCUGUGGCUCUGUUGCAAACAUUGAAGCUUUAUGGUCAGCAAGAAAUCUAAAGUUUCAUCCAUUGGCUAUCAAAGCUUGUGUUAUGGAUGUAGAUGCAGACCCAAAAUUAAAAGCUGGUGCCAAUAUGCCGGUUUAUUUGGCUGAAAUAGAAAAGGAAAUUCCUCUUCAAGAAUGUAGUCAAUGGCAACUUUUAAACUUGGAUGUUGACACAGUUUGCAAUCUUACGUCUAAUUUGAAAACAUAUUGUAAACUUGAAAACACUAAAUUGAUUGACGCUGCACUUAAGAAACAUUCAGUUAUUUCGAUUGGGUUAGCUAACUUCAUGCAUAGGCAGAAACUUGAAAACUCUCCUGUUAUUUUUUGUCCUGGAACGUGCCAUUAUUCAUAUCCCAAAGCAGCUACAAUUUUGGGAUUAGGUGAUCAAAAUAUAAUUCCUCUGGAGGCAGAUUGUAACUGCAGAGUUAGGAUGGCAGUAUUGAGAAGUAAGUUGGAGCGCCAUUUAGAAUUAAAGAUUCCUAUCAUUACAGUUGUGGCAGUUAUUAGUUCGACUGAAGAAAGUGCUAUUGAUCCAAUUUCGGAGAUGUUUGAAAUGAGAAAAGAAUUUCAGAAACGAGGGCUGAGUUUUACAAUUCAUGCUGAUGCAGCCUGGGGAGGGUACAUGCUCACAAUGAUAUGUGAUGCAAGUGCUGAUCGAUUAAUGAAGCUGAAGGACCUUGGCUUUGUUCCUGAAAUUCCAUUAUCAGAAUAUGCUACUUAUCAAUAUCAAUCUGUGAAAUUGGCAGAUACAGUCACCAUUGAUCUUCACAAAAGUGGUUUUUGUCAAUACCCUGCAGGUGCUUUGGCUUAUCGAAAUGGUGAAAUGAAAGGAUUUAUCACAUUACAAGCCCCAGAGGUUUUUCACAGUGAAGAUGAUGUUUCUGUUGGUGUUUAUGGCUUGGAAGGUUCAAAGCCAGGAGCUGCUGCUGCUGGAGUGUUGCUAGCACACAGGGUUCUUGGUCUAGAUAAAACAGGAUUAGGUCGUGUAUUAGGACAAUGUCAACUUGGUGCAAAGCUAUUCUACUGUAUGUGGAUGACUGUUGCAAGAGACUAUGAUGAUUUUAUUUGCUUAAAUUUAAUUGAUCUUCCUGAAGGUUAUGAUACUAAUGAAGCAAUAAAAUUGAUAAGAGAGAAAAUUUUGGGAGGUUGAAGUAAUGAAUUUUCUUUCAACAGUUGGACCUGAUGCUUUAAUUAAUACCUUUACUGUAAAUAUAA
Molecule: messenger RNA, 1797 nt
Organism: Hydra vulgaris (swiftwater hydra)
Lineage: Eukaryota; Metazoa; Cnidaria; Hydrozoa; Anthoathecata; Hydridae
Source: RefSeq, a predicted model, not a curated record